This is a messenger RNA of Thlaspi arvense, 989 nucleotides long. The record is from the annotation of a GenBank genome assembly. Lineage: Eukaryota; Viridiplantae; Streptophyta; Magnoliopsida; Brassicales; Brassicaceae.
GUGAGUUGGUCGUCUCUCACUUGUAAUAUUCUUAAAUAUAGUUAAUCUGCAAGAUCUAAGAUUAGUCCUUGGAGAGAACAUGUCUUUUGUCUCCUAAUCCUCCUUUAUUAUCAUCAUUAUCAUCAAUAAUCCUAAAUUUAUUCCUUUUAACAGCGAAGAGGAAGCAGAGAGUUCGUUAUAUAGAAAGGAAAAAAAACCACAGAUAAGAGCAUAGCAGAGAAGAAGAUGUAUCAAGAUCAACAACAUCCCGUUGGUGCUCCUCCUCCUCAAGGGUAUCCUCCUAAGGAAGGAUAUCCACCACAAGGAUAUCCUCCGGCAGGUUAUCCACCGCCGCAGCAGGGGUACGGUCAAGCAUAUCCGGCACAAGGCUAUCCUCCGCCGCAAUAUCCUCAAGGUCCUCCACCGCAAUAUCCUUAUCAGGGCCCUCCUCCACCGCAUUAUGGCCAGGCUCCACCAAAGGAUAAAAAGAAAAAGGAUUCAGGCUUUCUCGAAGGAUGGUGCUUUGGCUAUGCUCUGCUGUUGUUUCGUCUUGGAAGCUUGCUUUUGAUUGGCAAAAAGAAGAAAGAUAUUUGCCGUUGACCGUCUAGAGAAUGGAUGGAGCCGAAUUUUAUUGAAAUUUUAUUUUUAAAAUGUUAAGAAGGCGUGUUUGAUCAACAUUUAGAUUUCUUUUCUUCUGGUUAUGUGUGUGUGUAUAUGUGUGUUCAUCACGUUCUAUGUUUCUUUCUGUUCUUUUUUUUUUUUGUUGGUUAUGAAUUCGAAUUUGACUUCAGGUCUUGUUAAUUUUAUUUUUUAUUGACUAUUUGAUUCAAGGCAUGCUGCCCAUCUUUUGUAAUUUGUAUAUGUAAAAAUGUGUUGUCGGUACUUUUGUGUGAAAACAUUCAUGUAUUUUUUAUUAAGUAGGCCGAGAGAAACAAAAAUAAAUAUAACUCAUUUUGUUGUAAAAAAAACACUUAGUAAAAAAUUUUAAUUUAGUUAUCAAUAUUUCUUUA